Molecule: messenger RNA, 554 nt
Organism: Blepharisma stoltei
Lineage: Eukaryota; Ciliophora; Heterotrichea; Heterotrichida; Blepharismidae
Source: the annotation of a GenBank genome assembly
AUGGUGGAAAGCUAUGCGACAGCUUUAUCAGGAGUUCUAACACUCCUCCUCAGUGAGCAACAAUAAAUUUUGGCAUGCUCAUGGAGAUGUUAAAUUUUUUUUCGAACACGGAAAAAGUUGGAAAGCAAAAAUUAAUUUAAUUCGAGCUGCUUAAAAUUUAACACAAUAAGUAGAUAUUUCAUCAUAAAUAUAUAUUUUUGAGCACACUCACAAAUUUUUAUUGUAAAAAUAGAGAUUUUUCUAAAAGUCGCUCAUUCAUGGGGAGAGGAGUAAGCGCUUUGCAAGGAACUUGCAGAGACGAAGAUAGCGGUGCUAGAAAAGAAUGCAAACGUCAACAGAGAGAAUUGCUUUUGACACUAGAAGUUCUCCACGCAGGAACUACAGAACAUCGCGAGAAAGAAAAAGCAAUAUUAAAUUCAGCUCAAAGUUGCUAUGAUAAAUGCAAAAUUAUCGGGAAAACUAGAGUGAGAGAAUGCAACUCAAGAUGUCUCAACAUUAUUUCUCAAGAUAUUUGGAAAGAUCUGUGGGCUGCUUCAGAAAAAGCUAAAGAAUAA